CUUCUACCUGUCAUGUCAAAUCACUCAACCUUUACCUAACCCAAUAAACAUCAUAGUAAACCAACCUGCUCCUAAGCUUGAACUUUAACUCACCAAUUCAACGAAAAUUAUAUUUCCGUCAUGCCAUAUCGCAUUAUUAAAGCAUACACCCCCAUAUAAUUAACUUAAAUCUUAACAAACCUAUGGCAAUCAUUUACAAUGUUAACCAGAUUCCGAAUGGAAAAACUAUAGGUAUACAAAAUUGCAUUAAUUGGCUUAAGCUUUCUUCUUCCUGCUUAGCACGCGAUUUAAGCGUCACAACAAUAAUUUUUUUUUCCCAACCUCUCAUCAACAUCUAGAAUUAGAGCUACAUGUAGAUUUGUUUUUCAUCAUGUUUCUAUCUACGUUCCAUAAACCAAAGAUACAAAUUACAAACUCCAACUUAUACGUCACAUCAAGUCCAGCUUGACGGAAAAAAACUAGCUACGCAAAUUACCAAAGAGAAAGAGCGAACAACUAAACACUAAACCGACCGACGACGAUCGACGACGACGACGGAUUCCCCUUACUAAAAAACUGACAGAGAGAUACUAGUUUGUAUUUACACAACUUUAUACAAGCUACUAUACCUACUGUGAUAUUCUUUAGCUAAAAUGAAUCAGUGUUUAUCUGUAAGAUACCCCUUUCACGAUCUAUCUAUACGAGCGAGGGUUCAUUUACUUUGUGCAAAAAAGAAUAAAAAAAAAAAAUAAUAGAGGGAAAGAACAAACUGACCAACAGCAACAACAAGUAGUGGUCAGAUUCACUCUAGACUAGACUUAAGAAGCUCUACUAUAAUACAGCAUACGACUUGACUUGACUUAAUACAAAAGGUUCCUUUCUUAUCUUACCUGUCGCCCAGUCACCUGAAGGGGUUUCAUUCAUAACUGAACAUCGUUAACGAUCAGACGAACUUUGCGAAAAGCUCUCGUUCUUAACAUUUUUUUUUUUAUAAAAAUCUUAAAGUCAUUCCGUUCGGUUAGAUAUUUUUUUCGUUAGUGUUUUUAAAUAAAAACAAAAUUAAAAAUAAACACAAAAAAUAAAACGAAUUUAAAUUUAUAAAACGUAACGUAACGGAUGAAGUAGAUUUUUUAAAUUGUAUUUUUCAAUUAAAAACAAAAAAAUAUAUAUCAAUUUAUUAAAAUAAAAUAAAUAAAAAAAACACAAGUGAAUGUAAACUAUAUAAACGAAAGAAAAAAAUAUAUAAAAUGAAUCAAUAAGAAUUAAAAGUUAACAAAAAUAUAGUUGUGAAAAUAAAAACAUAGAACAAAAAGUGAACAAGUGAUUAAUCCUUAAAUAAGUUUAAAACUUUAAAUAAAAAAAAAAAUAUGAAGGAAUUAACAAAAUACUUUAACAGGCGUUAUAGUGCCGUUAGUACACAAGAUGAAAAUAAUCAAAUACACCAUCAACCUGCAGAGAAACGUAGAAAAAGCCUUAAUCCGAAUCGUUCAUUGAAUCAAGGAUUCAAUAUUGUAGAUUCGUUUUUUAGCGAACGCGUUGAAGGCAAACGGACAAGAGUUCCGAAAUGUGCCUUCUUAUUACUUCUUGGAGGUCUAUUAGCUAUUACUGGUGCAGUGUUAGUGAAAAUUUUUCAACCUUAUGAUUUAAUAUUCAAAUGGAAAUUAGUAUUUGAAGAGGGAGGUGAAAUUUUUGGACUAUGGGAGAAACCACCAGUAGAUUUGUAUUUGAAAGUUUAUCUCUUUAAUAUUACAAAUGCUGAAGCGUUUUUAGCUGGUCGUGAGAAAAUGAAUGUUGAAGAAGUCGGACCUUAUGUUUACAAAGAACUAAUGACUCAUGAGAAUGUGACAUUUAAUGAAAAUGGUACUGUUUCAGCCAUUCCACGUCAUCCACUAGUUUGGCAGGAAGAAUUAUCUGGAGGUCGAAGAGAAGAUGACGCAGUUUAUAUGUUAAAUAUUGCUAUGCUGUCAAUUGCUCAAGUUGCAUCUGAUAAAAGCUUCUUUGUGCGUUUCCCAGUAAAUGUUAUGUUAGCAAAUACUGACAGUACUCCAAUUGUCAAAAUGACAGCUCGAGAAUUUAUGUUUGGCUAUAAAUCAUCGAUAACAACUUUGGGCAAUACAUUCCUUCCAGGUUGGAUUUAUUUCGAUAAAGUUGGUCUUAUUGAUCGGAUGUACGACUUCGAUACCGAUUAUGAAACUUUUCAUACUGGUGUAGAUGAUCCAAGUAUAUCUGGUUUAUAUGCUACUUAUAGAGGUUCACCAGAUCUACCCCAAUGGGAUGGUCAUCAUUGUAGUAAUAUCAAUAUGGCUUCAGAUGGUACAAAGUUUAAGAGUUUCAUUCAACCAAAUGAUUCAGUUCUCUUUUUCCGUAAAAGCAUGUGUCGGCCACAAAACUUGAUACGUACUGGUGAUGAAGUCAUUCGAAGAAAUUUAGCUGGUUAUAAAUAUGUUUUUGAAGAUAAUGCAAUGGAUAAUGGCGAAAUCGAAGAAAAAAACAAAUGUUAUUGCCGACAAGGUUAUUGUCAACCACGUGGACUCAUUGACGUCACUGAUUGCUAUUACGGAUUUCCCAUUUCUCUAAGUUACCCACAUUUCAUGGAUACUGAUCCCGGUCUUAUGAAUAAUGUAACCGGUCUUAAACCAAACCGUAGUGAACAUUCCAGUUACUUCAUUCUUCAACCGGACUCUGGACUACCACUUGAGAUCUCGGUAAAAAUUCAAAUUAACAUGCACAUGAGGAAUGUCCGCAACAUGAACAAGGUUGCACAAUUUAGUGACCUUACUUUCCCGAUGUUGUGGUUUGAGAUUACAAUGAUGGAACUACCAGAUACUUUAGCAAAUCGUUUUAAUUUCUACCUCAAUUAUCUGCCAUAUAUUGAUUACCUUGGAUUCUGGGGUGGUUUGCUUUUGGGCAUGGUAUUUCUAUUCUUUGCCAUUACAAGAGCCACAAUCAGGUUGUCACACUUUAAGCGUAUCUCAGAAAGUGGCAAGUCAUAUGCCAAGGCUAAUUUACGCUCUGGUGUUUAUAAUCCUUGUGAAAUGAAAUUAAUGCAAACAAAUGAAAAAAUGCCUAUGGCUAAGCAAACAGAAGAAAUCAAGGCAGACCGAGGAGCUAUGAUAUAUGAUGUGGAUCUUAAGGCCGCAAACACAGGGAGUUAUAUGUUGGAAGAUGAACCGGCAAUGUCUGAUGUUGAAAAUGAUGAUGGAGAUGAUGGUAAUGCAAGUGAUUCGUCAAGUCGUAGUAGUUCAAGCAGUGACAUCGAAGAUGAUUAUAUGACAGAUGAAACAAGGAGCAUACAUAAUGGCAAUGCCAGUGAUGAACAAGCGACAACCAAAAGCUUAAGUAGCAGUGAUUUUGCUUCAACUAGUGCCACGAGUGAAGAUCAACAAAAAUGGCCAAUUGGCGAAACAGCAUUACUAAUCGAUGAUGUUGACGAUGUUGUUGAAGAUCUACCACCUCUACGAAUAGAAGAAUAGAGGAUAAAUCAAAGUUAAUUGGAAAAGCCAUAUAAUUUGAAGAAGUGCUUAUUAACCAAGAUCGUGAUAAAACAUAAAACAAAAAAUAUAACAAAAAAGACAUACAAAAAAAAAAAAUACAAAAUCAGUAGACUAGUAGAAUAAGUUUUAGCGAUCCCUUCUUUUUCAUUAAUUUAUGCUUAAUUUUCCCUUUUUUUAUAAUUAAUUUAAUUUAAAUUAAUAGUUUCUUUGUCCAUAUUUUGUGACUUUUCCAAAACUUGUUUAUCCUUAUCUAUUUUUGAUCUGUGAUAUAAAUGGGUGAAAAAAAAACGUAUUUAAUUAAUUUCUAAUGCCCAGCCCCCUUUUUUUUAGAAUCGAUUGAAAGCUUUAUCUAGAUUUAUCAAAACUUUUUCUUCUGUUGAAACAAAUUAAGCAUAAAUAUAGAAGAAAUAAGAAUACUCUGAUAUCAGGAUUUCAUUUGUGGCUGUCACUAAAUGGUAUUAUAUGUCAUUUAUUGAGACAAACAUAUUUCAUUUUUACUCUUUUUCUUUCGAAAGAAGAAACAAUAAAAACGAGAGUGAAAUCCUGGCAUUAUAAAUUUUCCAAUUAUGUUGGGAGAGCUAAAAAUUGCAAUUGUAUAUUUUUAUCUACCUCUGUGAGGCAAUGUACGAAA
This is a messenger RNA of Episyrphus balteatus (marmalade hoverfly), 4104 nucleotides long. RefSeq names its product scavenger receptor class B member 1. The record is from RefSeq and is a predicted model, not a curated record. The transcript is spliced from 11 exons. Gene Ontology annotation, cellular component: cytoplasm; membrane. Lineage: Eukaryota; Metazoa; Arthropoda; Insecta; Diptera; Syrphidae. Gene Ontology annotation, molecular function: scavenger receptor activity. The coding region runs from base 1347 to 3452 and encodes 701 amino acids.